Exophiala bonariae is the source of this 573-nucleotide messenger RNA. RefSeq lists its product as uncharacterized. Bases 1 to 573 code for a protein of 190 amino acids. NCBI's taxonomy places the organism in Eukaryota, Fungi, Ascomycota, Eurotiomycetes, Chaetothyriales, Herpotrichiellaceae. Gene Ontology annotation, molecular function: tRNA-specific adenosine-34 deaminase activity. The transcript has 3 exons. Gene Ontology annotation, biological process: tRNA wobble adenosine to inosine editing. Gene Ontology annotation, cellular component: nucleus; cytoplasm. The record is from RefSeq and is a predicted model, not a curated record.
AUGCGUUUUGGCAAUCCCACACUCCAUGGCGAAACGGCCGCCAUCAACAAUUGCUCCGAAAUUCUGACAUCUGAGCCAUAUAAUCUCAAAGGACCUGAGGCUCUCAAAGCUUUCCAGGACUUGAGCCUCUACACCACUGCUGAAGCAUGUCCCAUGUGCGCCACAGCAAUGCGUUGGGCAGGAUUCAAGGACUACGUCUAUGGCACAUCGGGCAAGACGUUGACAAGCCAGGGGUGGCCUCAAUUGACACUAUCCUCAUCCGAGCUCUUCGAACACACCUCGAGUCUCCCGACUGAGACCCGCAUCGUUCCUGAUAUUCUCGCGGCUGAGACUGAUCCACUGUUCCGCUGGCAGUAUGAUAACUCAGGAAGAUGCCCUCCAGGAUGCCGGCGUGCGAGAGCCGAUGAUGCUGAAGGUAGUCGGACAUGUAUCCCCGGCGAAGAGAGUGAGGAGGAUCUGGCUGCAGAGGUAGCCGGAGAUGUCGUCAAAGGUGCUGCAAAGGGCGCAAGCGGGAUCUGGUCGCUGCUCUCGGUCUUCUUCAAAGUCGCCGCCCCAGUUGCUGACGAACUAUAA